AUGCGCUUCACAUACGUUUUGCUCUUGGGCCUUCUGGGCUGCCUUCUGCUCGCCCAGCCGGGUUGCCCAGCAGAUACUACCACAAGCACUGAAAGCUCGACCUCUAGCUCCUCAGCCACAACCACAACCACAACCACCGCUUCAUCCUCUUCCGCGACGACUGAAGCCGCCGCUUCUUCUUCUGCCACCACAACAACCACGGCUUCCACGACCACGACCACCACCACCACCUCGUCCUCGUCCUCGUCCUCAAGCGCGGCUGCCCGUCGUCGCAGAGCCGCCGCCCGCCGCCGCCGCUUGGCACGGCAACGUCGCAGGCGUCAACAGCGCCAAAGGCGCCGCCGCCAACAACAGCAAAAUAGACGCCAGCAAAGGCGGCGACAGAACCGGGGAUAGGCGAAGUUCCAAGCCUAGCGGUCAGGGGUCGCUUCCUAUAAACCGCAAAAAUUCCAAUCGCUAUUUGAACCUGCGGUAUUGCAGCCGAGUUUUAGUGAAAUAUUUCAUUAUUUACAAAUAAAGAAAGAAGUUAGUCCCCACAA
Drosophila subpulchrella is the source of this 539-nucleotide messenger RNA. RefSeq names its product protein new-glue 1. The transcript has a single exon. The record is from RefSeq and is a predicted model, not a curated record. The coding region runs from base 1 to 396 and encodes 131 amino acids. Lineage: Eukaryota; Metazoa; Arthropoda; Insecta; Diptera; Drosophilidae.